This is a messenger RNA of Mesitornis unicolor (brown roatelo), 2089 nucleotides long. It is a transcript of the gene IKZF1, whose product is annotated as IKAROS family zinc finger 1 (Ikaros). The record is from RefSeq and is a predicted model, not a curated record. Gene Ontology annotation, biological process: regulation of transcription by RNA polymerase II. Gene Ontology annotation, molecular function: RNA polymerase II cis-regulatory region sequence-specific DNA binding; DNA-binding transcription factor activity, RNA polymerase II-specific. Lineage: Eukaryota; Metazoa; Chordata; Aves; Mesitornithiformes; Mesitornithidae. Gene Ontology annotation, cellular component: nucleus. Bases 1 to 1557 code for a protein of 518 amino acids. The transcript has 7 exons.
AUGGAAACAGAUGAGGCUCAAGAUAUGUCCCAGGUUUCAGGAAAGGAAAGUCCUCCUAUUAGUGAUGUCCCAGAUGAUGCAGAUGAGCCUAUGCCUGUACCAGAGGACCUUUCAACUAGUACUGGAGGACAGCAGAGUGCUAAGAAUGAGAGAGUCUUGGCCGGUAAUAUUAAAAUAGAGACUCAGAGUGAUGAAGAGAAUGGGCGUGCCUGUGAAAUGAAUGGGGAAGAAUGUGCGGAGGAUUUACGAAUGCUUGAUACCUCGGGAGAGAAAAUGAAUGGCUCGCACAAUGGCCCAGGCAGCAAGGCUAUGUCAGGAGUUGGAGGCAUUCGACUUCCUAACGGAAAGCUAAAAUGUGAUAUCUGUGGGAUAAUUUGCAUCGGUCCCAAUGUGCUCAUGGUUCACAAACGAAGCCACACUGGAGAACGCCCUUUCCAGUGCAAUCAGUGCGGGGCCUCCUUUACACAGAAGGGCAACCUCCUGCGCCACAUCAAGUUGCACUCGGGUGAAAAGCCCUUCAAGUGCCACCUGUGCAACUAUGCCUGCCGCCGCAGGGAUGCCCUCACGGGACACCUGAGGACUCACUCGGUUGGAAAACCCCAUAAGUGUGGAUACUGUGGUCGCAGCUAUAAGCAGCGCAGCUCUUUGGAAGAACAUAAAGAACGCUGUCAUAACUACCUGCAAACCAUGAAUAUCUCAAGCAGCCUUUAUUCAGUCAUAAAAGAGGAAACUAACCAGAGUGAAAUGGCUGAAGACCUGUGCAAGAUAGGGUCAGAAAGAUCCCUCGUGCUGGAUAGACUAGCAAGUAACGUCGCCAAACGUAAGAGCUCUAUGCCUCAGAAAUUUGUUGGUGAGAAAUGUCUGCCCGAUCUCCCAUACGAUGCCACCACCAACUAUGAGAAGGAGAAUGAGAUCAUGCAGACGCAUGUGAUAGACCAGGCCAUUAAUAACGCCAUCAGUUACCUGGGGGCAGAGUCCUUGCGUCCCCUUGUCCAGACACCACCAGGCGGUUCUGAGGUGGUGCCCGUCAUCAGCCCCAUGUAUCAGCUCCACAAACCUCUCGGGGACAGUCAGGCUCGCUCCAACCACACAGCUCAGGACAGCGCGGUGGAAAACUUAUUGCUGCUUUCCAAAGCCAAAUCUGUCUCCUCCGAACGUGAUGCCUCCCCCAGCAACAGCUGCCAAGACUCAACAGAUACAGAGAGCAAUAAUGAGGAGCGCAGUGGUUUAAUUUACCUGACAAACCACAUAGGUCCCCAUGCAAGAAAUGGCAUCUCCAUAAAAGAAGAAGGCAGGCAGUACGAAGUCCUGAGGGCAGGUACUGACAAUUCCCAGGAUGCUUUCAAAGUGAUCAGCAGCAAUGGGGAGCAGGUGAAAGUUUACAAGUGCGAACACUGUCGAGUCCUUUUCUUGGAUCACGUGAUGUACACGAUCCAUAUGGGCUGCCACGGGUUCCGCGAUCCUUUCGAAUGCAACAUGUGUGGCUACCACAGCCAGGACAGGUACGAAUUCUCUUCCCACAUCACUCGAGGGGAGCACCGUUUCCAUAUGAGCUAAAACUCCUCUGGCACAGAUCAAGCCUCACAGCUGUGUUCCCGGAGCUGCACAAGCCACAACAGCCACAAAGCACAAGUCAACUGGACAGCGAAAGUAACAGAAGAAUCAGAAGUUCAACCAUCUUCUCCCACAAGAAAAGAUAUUUCCUUUUGGUAGCAUGCAUUGCAACUCAGUUUUCUAAAAUGAGUACUAAAGUUUUUACUGAAAAUGUCUGAUCACCAAAAACCUUUAGUAAUGUAAGUAGGAGCUUUUGUAGUCAGGUAGCUGAAAAGCCUUCCCUUAAUUGAUGCUUCUUGCAAACCUCCCUUGCCAAAACUGUUGACCCUGCACAGGAUGCACCAGGUGGACGAGGACGCAUCGGGCAGGAGUGGCCAAGCUUUCUCUCUUAACACCCUGAGCAUAGGGCCCUUACACCAGAUGUCUGGUUUUUUACAUCCUGGUAUUAUUUGACUCUUUUUGGGAAAAUUAUACUCAACUAAAGAUGGAGGGGCCCAUCUCAGAUGACUUCACAGACAGUUGGGGUGGGACAGGA